GGAAAAUUUACACAUAAUGAGCGCUCCUGCACCUCGUACCGGAAUUAUUGCUGGCUUCAACAAGGGCCACGUUACGACCCGUCGUGCCCGCCAGCCCAGUUCGAACGACCGCUACGGGCUUCCGCACAAGAAGCUCCGUGCAGUCAAGGCCAUCAUAUCUGAUGUUGUCGGCCUGAACCCCAUGGAGCGGCGUGUUCAGGAGUUGCUGCGCAUGGGGAAAGAAAAGCGCGCGCUGAAGUUCUGCAAGAAGCGCCUUGGUAGCUUCUCUGCUGCUAAGAAGCGACGCGCCAAGAUGGAGGAGGCCCUUCGCCAUGUAGCCAAGAAGCACUAAACCUCAGGAUCCCUGCGUCAGCUUCAUGACUAAAACCCUUCCUAGUUUUCCCUUAAAAUAAUUUAAUUAUUUUUACUUAAUCAUACAGAAAAAAUGAAAAAAA
Molecule: messenger RNA, 434 nt
Organism: Phytomonas sp. Hart1
Lineage: Eukaryota; Euglenozoa; Kinetoplastea; Trypanosomatida; Trypanosomatidae
Source: the annotation of a GenBank genome assembly